Molecule: messenger RNA, 2386 nt
Organism: Phytophthora infestans T30-4
Lineage: Eukaryota; Oomycota; Peronosporomycetes; Peronosporales; Peronosporaceae
Exons: 8
Coding region: 26-2386 (786 amino acids)
Cellular component (GO): trans-Golgi network membrane
Source: RefSeq, a predicted model, not a curated record
CGCCAAGACCGCAUCCAGAAGGAGCAUGAACCGGCACGCGCUGGCUGAGGCCACGAGUCUCCAUGAUGCACCAGUUCCUGUCUACCUCAUGGAGGAGAUUGCCAACUCAACGAAGGCCAGCGACCGCGACGCAGAGAAGGCAGCUGACUAUAUGCUGGGGAGACUCAACAAGAGCAAUUUAAAUGUCAAACUCAAGGCGCUGCAGAUCAUCUCGUAUUGCAUUCGGGAAGGCAGUCCCGCUUUCACAGAGGCUAUCAGAGACGAGGAGCAGGAAAUCUCGGCCUAUUUGCAGUUUUCGGGGCCUCCGGAUCCGGUGUAUGGCGAUGAAAAGUACCGUCGCAUUCGAGUCGCAUCGCAGGAAGCGCUAGUGUGUUUGAACGACGGAUUCCUGUCGCGUCGGAACGAGGGGCCACCUCAGCAGCAGCCUCCUUUGCAAGAACAACCUCCUCAGGAUGGUACAAACACUUGGCAGGCACCGCAGGGAGAUAGUGCGCCGUCGUAUGGCAAUAGCAAUCCAGGAUAUAACCAGGGAGGUCAGCCGGAACGUCAACACUCGAAUGUUGGUGGGUCGUGGGGACAACCACAGGCUUCGAGUCGUCCUGCUCCGUACCAAGAUAACCCUUCAGCAAGCUACAACGGCACGUCUGGUGGUGGCUACAAUGGUCAAUCAGGAGGUUACAAUGCUCCGUCGGGAGGUUACAAUGGUCAAUCUGGAGGUUACAAUGGUCCUUCUGGGGGGUACAAUGGCGCUUCCGGUAACAGUAGCUACGGGGGUAAUAGCAGCUAUGGACAGAGUGCCGGUAACUCGGGCGGAUUCGGCUACAACCAGAACGGACCACAGGGUGGAUAUGGCCAGAAUGCGCCACCGCAACAGCAACAUGCUAGUGGCUUUAACUCGUGGUCAUCCUCGUCGGGUACUGGCUUAGCUUCGAAGACCGCGGGCGCAGGUGUCUGGAGCAGUUCAGGUUAUCAGAAGAAGGACCCUGCGAUGGAAAACGAACCGCGCUACAACCCGUCCACGAGGCGUGACAACCGCCCCACGGUCUUGGUGGGUCAUGCUCUUAACUUUCCCAAGCCAGCAGGUGGAUUUGGCAGUAGCAACACCGGUGCGACGUCAGGUCUAGGUGGGUUUAACAGUGGCACGUACAACCCGAAUGCUGUCCGAGGUGCUAGCGGUGGUGCUGGAAACUCAUACAAUCCGAAUCCUAUGGGAGGCAGUGCACGAGGAAGCUUUGGCGGUUCCCAGUCUGGUGGCCCUCCGUCUUACAUGGACAACACUAACCGAAUGAUCAGUGCCAAUACCCACCGCAUCGGAAGCAUGGGUCUUCCCGUCAAUGGACAGCCGCUUAGUGAUGCACCGACCACAGCUCUGGGUAAGAAGGCCGAAGUAUUGAAAAAGAUGGGAACGGCUGCGUUAGAGAAGUGGGAUCGUCGUAAUAUGGACAAGUCGAUGGCGUCGUCUUUGGCUGAUAACGACGAGUUGCGUGCCGGCCCGCAGGUAAUUGACCACGGCUACUACCAGCCAAACGCGCAACAGGGUACCGGCGGAGGUGACACCAGCAGGGACUAUGAGCGCACGAUGAUUGAUAGUUUGUGUGCACCCGCGGGGCUCUCACGCGCGCCGCCUGCGGAUGGACUGAAGCGCUUCGUUGACCUUGCGCAGACUUUAGAUGCACAGAGUAUUGGCGACAUCUUGCUUGACAAACUGGAGGAUGAAACUUGGCAGGUUCGUUUGAAAGGUCUGCACGUGGUCCUGGCACUGCUGGGCUCCCCGGGUGCUGCGCCAUAUCAAGAGUUCUUUGAAGAGAACGUCGAAGUCGUCGAGGAGCUACGAAAGGAUGCGAAGCCUAGCGUAGUAUCCAAAGCCUUACAUGUUUUACGUGCGCUUGGCUACGCUGACGAAGCGGACCAAGCCCCCCAGCCAACCACCAAACGUUCAAGCUCAGUGCGAGCACAGCGUGGGAGCCCCCAGAAGCCUCAUCAAGAAGUGGACCUCCUUGGAUUUGGCUCACUUAGUCUCGAGUCAUCCGCUGGCCCACCCGCUCAAGGAAUUCAGGCUACUGCUGAUCUUCUAGGCUCUCCAGUCCGUAUGCAGCCCCCACCAGCCCCAGCACCGCAGCAAGAAAUUUCGCUGCUGGACGGUUUUGACACACUAGGAAGCUCUACGUCGUCAAACCCAUCGUACACUCCGCAGCCACCGCAGCAACAGCAAUAUUACCAGCAACCGCCGCAGGAUGAGCACAACAAGGCGUUGGGCCACUUUGGAAAGGAUCUAUUCGCAAUUGCUAACUCUCCGCGCAAUGCAAACAUGGCUACAGGGACAGCACCUCCUAGUGUUGAUGGUGCGCGCCUCAGUGGUGGACAGUCGGCAUUCAACUUCAUGUAG